Molecule: messenger RNA, 822 nt
Organism: Lottia gigantea (owl limpet)
Lineage: Eukaryota; Metazoa; Mollusca; Gastropoda; Lottiidae
Exons: 5
Source: RefSeq, a predicted model, not a curated record
UAUUCUGUGCUUGAUGUGGACCCAGAUUCUGAUUUAGAAGAAGUUCGAUCUGCCUAUCUAGAACUAGCUAAACAAUACCAUCCAGAUAGUGGCACAGCUUCUGCAGAUGCCAGGAAAUUUUCACAGCUUCAAGAUGCCUACCAGUCUAUUUUGUCAAGUAGGAAGGGUGAAAUGGUGGUCGAGGAAGAUGGAGAUGAUCAAUAUUAUUUUGAUAUAAAACAUACAGCACCACAACAUCGACAAUAUCUUUCUCAUGAGGGUAUAGGAUUUGGUACACCCAGUCAAAGAAGUAAACAGUACAACUCUUACAGAGUCUGGAGGGCUGCUUCUAAUAUCCAGGAACAUCGAAUAGAAAAACUGGCCCACCAGACGGAAUCAGCACUGGUUGUUAAAGAUAAAAAAGAGGCUAAAAAGGUUAAGAUAAGUAAUGCUAUAGAGAGAGUAGUAGAAGAUUUGAUACAAGAGUCAAUGAAUAAAGGUGAUUUUGAGAAUUUAACUGGUUCUGGGAAGCCAUUAGAAUAUGUUGAUAGAAAUCCUCUAGUAGAUAGUACUACACAUAAUCUCAAUAAAAUACUGAUUAAUAAUGGUUUUACUCCUGAAUGGAUCACAUUACAGUCAGAUAUCAGAGAGAAAUUAGCAGUGUUACGAUAUAAAAUAAUAAACAAUCAUGAUAUUAACACUAAACUGUGGGAAAUUCAAAUAGAACGUCAUUCUGUCACCAUAGAAUUUAUAAAUGAUAUGAUAGAUAAAUACAAUAUGAUAGUGCCCUUUAUAGACAAACAGUUUGCACAUUACAAUCACCAGCGAGAUGUGCAGAAAAUU